GGUUGUCAGUAAGACAGCUUCAGCUCAGUCGAGCAAGUGUGCUGCUCUGCUUCUGCUCCUUCUUUUUCUAUCUCUUUUUUUGGGCUUUAACUCAUGGUGAGAAUGGAUCUUUGGAAACUUCUGGGACUUGUGAGCUUCUUCAUGCUUUGCAGAGGCCAAGAGAAAGAGUGUGACAACUUUUCCGACUUGGACUUUCACGAGACGUUCAUCGGGACCAACCUUUAUGUGCGUCUGCUCCUCUACACACGUGCCAACCUGGAGUGUGGUCAAGAGCUUCCACACCACAACUUUACCAAAGAGCCCCUGUUCGAUGUGAAAAGACCCACCACGUUCGUCAUACAUGGCUACCGGCCCACUGGUGCACCACCUAUCUGGAUCAAUCAUAUAGUACGGCUGCUGGCAGCACAGGCAGACAUGAACAUCCUAGUGGUCGACUGGAACCGGGGAGCUGCCAACCUCAACUACUUCACAGCUGUGACCAACACCCGACGCACUGCCAUCAACAUCACAGGCUUCAUUGAGAGGAUGAGGGAUAAGGGAGCAUCUCUUGACAAGAUCCACCUGAUAGGGGUCAGCCUGGGGGCACAUGUAGCUGGGUUUAUUGGAGCAAUGCUGGGAGGCAAAGUGGGCAGGAUCACAGGUCUCGACCCUGCGGGACCGAUGUUUGCAGGCGUCCCUAUAGAUGAGCGUCUGGACCCAACCGAUGCCCAGUUUGUAGAUGUCUUACACACAGACAUGAACUCCUUUGGUCUCAGAGGAACUCAUGGACAUAUUGACUUCUAUGCCAACGGUGGACUAGACCAGCCUGGCUGCCCCAAGACCAUCUUCUCAGGGAAAUCCUACUUUGUCUGUGACCACCAACGUGCUGUUUUCCUCUACCUGUGCGCCCUGAACCACACCUGUAACAUCACAGUUUACCCCUGCUCCUCAUACAGCGACUUCCUCAACGGCCAGUGUCUACAAUGUGAAGCAUUUAAGCCAGCCUCUUGUCCGGUCCUAGGCUAUGAUCUGAGCCCGUGGAAGGACACGCUCUUGAAACUGGGACAGACGAGAGCCUAUUUCUCCACCACAGCAGAUCCUCCUUACAAGAAGAUGAGCUACAGAGUUGACAUAGUGACCUGGAAUCAGUACUUGCGAUGGGGGGUGGUUGUCCUUCGGCUACACAGUGGAAAAAAUAUAACAGAGACCAGGAUUGACCAUAAGCUGAUGCGGUUUGAGCAGUACACCGCCACACGAAUGCUGGCCCAGUUUGACGAGGACUUGUAUCCAGUUCAGAAGAUAUCCUUGCGUAUCGUCACUGGGAACGUGAUAGGGCCUCGCUACAAGCUCCGCCUCAUCCGCAUUCGCAUUACCCCGCUUGACCAGCCAGACAGGCCGCUGAUGUGCAGAUAUGACACCAUUAUGGAGGAAAAUACAGAAGUGACUUUUAAGCCACUGCCGUGUGAUGAAUCUCAUCUAUAGGCUCACCAUGCAUGUUAUAAGCAUGUUAUAAACUGCAAAAUAGCCAAAGAAAGUCAAGAAAAGUCUUGUCUUUUGUGGUGGAAAAUAAUGACAGGAUGAAAGAAACUGCAGAGUCUCUGAGUCUUGAUCAGAAUGAGUAACAAGAUUUAUUGAGAAGACACGCGUAUGAAUACAGAGUGAUCUCCUCCCUUGCAAGAGUGCCACGCUCUCUUUAUACUUUAGAUCCUCCCAACCCUUACUAUCUUACUUCCCUAUUAUGGGCACAGUGCCACCAUUGUGACACGUCAACUUCUUCUGACAGGUGGUAUGACAUAAUCCCUUAGUGAGCAUAUCAGGCUGGUUCUCAAAACACCCUGGCUUUCAUUUCAAUAAACACCUUCCAUCACACUGUGACAAGAGAAAUGUGGAUGAGGCUACAAAGCACCUCUGAAUGAAUGGAAUGGAACCUUCAUGCUACUGGAAUGAGGGCCUCCAGACUACAAAAUGGACAAAUGACUGAGACUCUUAAUGCCCUAUAUGUGCCUUUACACAGAGACAUUCUCUGCAGUUUGGAGAGGGAGUCAGCAGUCAGAAACGAGACAAAGAUCUGCUUGCUGCAGAUAUUCUCAAAAAAAACGGACAGAUGCGGAUUAUAGUGCACUUUCCAGGCAACCGAUGGACCUGAAGCCUUUUUUUAAUGCUUGAAUGAGGAAGCUAUACUGGAACCACCUGGUUUACUCCUCAAGUUUAUUUAACAAAUCACAAUACGUGAUAAGUGUCAAAAUGUCAAAACUAAUAUUUUGUGUCUCUGGAUUACAUA
This is a messenger RNA of Astyanax mexicanus (Mexican tetra), 2260 nucleotides long. RefSeq names its product lipase, member Ib (gene lipib). Gene Ontology annotation, molecular function: carboxylic ester hydrolase activity; lipase activity. The transcript is spliced from 10 exons. Gene Ontology annotation, biological process: lipid metabolic process. The coding region runs from base 94 to 1461 and encodes 455 amino acids. The record is from RefSeq and is a predicted model, not a curated record. NCBI's taxonomy places the organism in Eukaryota, Metazoa, Chordata, Actinopteri, Characiformes, Acestrorhamphidae.